Messenger RNA from Ambispora leptoticha, 231 nucleotides. Lineage: Eukaryota; Fungi; Glomeromycota; Glomeromycetes; Archaeosporales; Ambisporaceae. The record is from the annotation of a GenBank genome assembly.
AUGGACGUCACGGACCCAAAUAAGUCACAAGAGCAUCCAUUUGGUCCUAAUUAUGAUAAGGUUGAAACUGCUAGCAAACCAGUUUUGAACUUAUACAGACAGUUAAGCAGUUCACCGCAAUAUGACGAAAAACAUCCACACCUUUUAGAGGCGUUAAAAUAUUUCUUAGGCGUUGAAGAUAAACCAGAUAAUAAGCCAAUUGCUAAUCCACGUAUUCACCCAAAAAUAUAA